AUGUCUAGACAACUGUUCUACGGUCUUUCUGUCCUAUUACCCAUCUUAGCAAUACUACUUGAGCGGAAUUUAAUGGCAAGGUCCGAGGCAUAUGCUCCAAUCAUUGGUCGUGCCAACGUUACCUUGUUUCUUGUCAACAGCGAGGCCGGGUUGUCGAAUGUAUUUGCAGCAACAGCGCAAGCUUUGCUGGAACAACAUCCCACGGUGACAGUACAUUUUGCGUCAUUUUCACCCAUAGCGCCUCAGCUUGAGCGCAUCUCCUCGUAUAGUCGUACCCAGAGCCUCUCUCAUCCCGCUCCGGGCAUCAUCUUCCAUGAGCUCCCUGAUCUGACACUGACGCGUGCCAUCCACUUGUCGGGGAGAACAAUGUCCAACAUGGCUCACCCACCAGGGCUGGGUGGUAUUGACCAGAUAUGCAGAGAUAUCCAGUUUUAUAUUUCCCCUUGGUCGGGGGAAGAUCAUUACGUUCUGUACCAACGACUGGUCGACAUUAUUGAUCAAGUAGACCCUGCAGUUAUCGUUCUGGAUACCGUGUUUCGCCCUGGAAUUGAUGCGACACGUGAGAGAAAGAGGUUGCAUGCUUUCAUUUCACCUAAUACGUUGAUUGACAACUUUGCCAUGGAUCAACCGUGGGGGAGCAUGUUCUGGAAGUAUCCCCUGGCGGCCUCAGGCAUUCCGUAUCCCGUCCCCUGGAGAAGGAUACCAGAAAAUAUCUACUUGACUCUUCGUUUUAUCUACGCUGUUUUCACGAUGUCAAACAUAAAGGAGAAGCAAGCAUUUCUCAAGUCCAAAGACCUCUCAGAUCCUAUCAACUUUUACAAUCUUCACCGUCCCGAAGUACCCUGGUUUACUGGAUUCACGUGGAUGAAAUCGAAAGCAGAAUUUAUGGCAUUAGCGUUGGCUCAGGUGCUCGAGCAGACUGACCUACAAGUCCUUUGGAAAUUCCAGAAAGAUACAAAUGAUGCAAACCUUACUCACAGACUCGAAUAUGACGAUACCUUCCUUGAGCCACUACGGCCCUUCCUUGAUCGCGGUCGCGUGAGAACACAAACUUGGUUAUCCGCUGAUCCUACGGCUUUACUGAAGACAGGACACAUCGUCGUUUCGGUUCAUCACGGUGGCUCAGGCUGUUACCAUGAGGCUAUUGCAACCGGUGUCCCUCAAUUGGUACUACCCCAGUGGUUCGAUCUAUACAAUUUCGCACAGCUGACUGAAGAUAUUGGCGUCGGCGUUUGGGGUUGUCGAGAGACAAGCCCGCAUUGGACGGUUGAGUGUCUUCGACAUGCCCUGCUCAGAGUCGUGAGAGGCGAGUCUGGCCGGCAAAUGAAAGAAAGGGCGGCACAUUUCGAGGAAGCAGCUCAAAACAGUCCAGGCCAACAGGCUGCAGCUCGUGAAAUUGCCAGGCUAGCUUCCAGUGGAAAAACGGCGUGA
This is a messenger RNA of Neoarthrinium moseri, 1431 nucleotides long. RefSeq lists its product as uncharacterized. Lineage: Eukaryota; Fungi; Ascomycota; Sordariomycetes; Amphisphaeriales; Apiosporaceae. The record is from RefSeq and is a predicted model, not a curated record. The transcript is spliced from 4 exons. The coding region runs from base 1 to 1431 and encodes 476 amino acids.